AUGGCAAAUACUGAGUGUGAGGAAAACAUAAAAAAGGACAUACAAAAAGAAACAAUCGAUGCUGUUUUAAAAGACUUGAAGUCAGAAAUAAAAUCAUUAGAAUACCAGGAUUUAAAAAUUCAAUGUACAUUGGACGAAGAAGUAUGGUUAUGUUUUUUAAUAUUAUAUAUAAGUUGUACUUAUACCUACUAUCAGUGGCGUGCUCAAGAAUUUUUAUCGUGAGGAUAUAAAGUAAAUACAAUAGUCAUGAAUAAAUCAUAGAAUCAUCUUUUAUACGAACUAAUCCGACAAUAAUAAUUUAAAGCCAGAUCAAAAAAAUCAACUUUUGUUCUAUGAAUCAAGCUUUUCGUCGUAACUUAACUGAAAUAUAUAGGUACCUACUUAUAGUUCAAGAUCAAAUAUUUAAAUAACUACUCAUACAGUGAGUUGUACUUUUAAGCGAAUUCGAGAAAUGGUUAUAAUCCCAAUCCUCCCUCUUCCCUUGCGCACACCACUGUUUAUUAUACAGUAAUUAAAUUCAAAUACAAUUUGUUUCCGUAUAGAACAAAAAAGGUUUGGAAAUGAAAAGACUGUUACGUGCCAGGGUACGUACAUAUUUUUGUUAAAUGCAUUUUUAAAAUAUUGUUCCUAAAUUUUUAUUAUUCGUGCAAAAAUUGUAACACUAGUACAUCAUUGUCUUUUCAGAAACCUUUUAGUCGGACGAAAACCGGUGAAUUGAUAUUCCCGGGGAAAAAAGAAAUGGUAUAGUUUAAAUAUUACAAGUAAAUUCAAAAAAUAUAAAAAUGUGAAACUGUGUAGUUUUUUCUAGGAAUUUAAAUUGAGCAUUAUGAUGAGAGAAAUAAUGAAGUUAAAAACGGUGUUAAAUGGUUUUGAAGAAGACCGCUGCCGAAUCAAUCUGGCCCAAGAAAUAAUCGUAAGUAUGUAGCGCGGGAAAUUUGUUUCCUUUUUAUGCAAAAGUAUAUAUCAAUCAUCAGUCAAUAUUAAUACAUUAGGUAUGUACAAAUAUAUUUUAUCAUGCUAAUUUAUUACGACUAUAGGAUGCCAACGAAAACAUCGGAGAUAAUGCGAAAAAACAAUUGAUCAAGGAAUUGGACAAAACGUACAACAACAUAAAAAAUGAAUUUGAGUUAAUUUGAUGAAAUACAUUUUGUUUUUUUUUUACAUAGAAACCUAAUUAUAUAUAUUUUAUUUAAAGUAAUAAAAUGUUAGAAGUAUCAAAGUAUCGGGUGAAAUUAGACGCAGUGAAAAAAGAAUCUGAUAUCAAUGAUAGACGACUAGAAAAAACACAAUUUGAUUUUGAUGAAGCUAUAGCACAAUUAGAGAAAACAGAAUUAGUAAGUCAUAUAAAUAUAAAAGACUGAAAAAUGUCAUUUUAUACUAUAUUGUAAAUGAAGAUUCAAUAUUAACUUGCCUUUAGUUUGUUCAUGGGGAGUCUGAGAAAAAAAAAGAGCUCGAAGAGGCUCAAAACCGUUUGAAUGAUUUGAAACCAUAUGUUGAUAAACAAAUGAACGAGCUGGAUGAAAAAAAUAAAUCGGUUAUUAAAAUGAAAAAUAAAAAGUAAUUUAUAUUUUUGAAUGAACAUAUUAUUCGUUUAUUGGUUUAGUAUAUGAGCGCUAUUCAUGAAAAAGAAUAUCAAAUAAUCCGAGCUAAGAGCCUGUGCAAAGAAAAGGCAAAAUUAACCACAGAAUUCGACAGUGAAUUUAACCGUGUUAAUGUCUGUGCAAUGUGCAUUGGAUGUAUAUUUGAAUAAUCCAAAUAGACGUCAUUAUUUUUACUUUAGGAAUAUUUUAAGAGUCGAUUCGAUGACAUUAAACAUUUGCCUACUGUGUUACAAGCGGUUCAAGGACAAUUGGCCGCCCAGAAAGAAUUAAAAAUAGCAGUGGAAAAAAUUAUUGAAACUCUCAGUAGAAAAUUAAAAACACUAGUACAAAUAUUAAUGUAGUCGCAAGUAGCAUUAAAUUAAAAGUGUGAUGUUUAAUAAUUUACAGAGUUCAAAAACAGAUGGUAGUUCCAUUAAUCAACUCAAACAAUUAGAGAAGCUAAAGGCCAAACAUAUUAGUUUAAAGUAAGAAUAAACGAAUAUGAACCAAUUGAAUUACUAUUAUUUUAGCUUUAACUUAAUAAUUAAAAAUUCCUAGACAAAGCAGUGGGUAUGGAGUAGGGCAGAGGAAAUAGAUACCCUUCCGUUCAAAGCAUAAGAGGGAAAACAUAUAAUUUCACCUCCCCACCCAAUAAAAUAUAGGUGAAACUAUACAAAAGGCAAAACCAAAUAUUUAAUUGUCAUUAAUAUUAUUUAUUAAUUCCUUAUAAAAAUUAAGAAAAAAGAUGCUAAUACUGAGGAUGGAAGCAGCCACUGUUGUAGGUGAAAUUUGGGAAGGUAGAAUACAUAAGGUUAUUUCAUUUAUAUCUGUUAGCAGCGAUAAACCAUCGAUUGACGAAAAACAAUCCCGAGCGCAGUUCGGUGAUACAUCAUUUGAAGCGCCGUAAUUUGUUUGCGAUUUUCGUUUAAAUUUGAUUUCAAAACGUUUAUUAAAAAAAAAAGUCGUCCGAUCAUUUCGAAAAUUUUACCACAUCCAAGUAAAUUGAAUUUACCUAGACGUGGUAUUAUGGUACCUUGGUACCUUGGUAUUAUUACCAAUUUUCAAGUUUCUACGUGUAUUUUUAACCGAAUUAUAGCAAAAAAAACUCCCAUGAAUUAAAAUUCCUUAAAAGCUCAAAAGUUUCGGUGAUGAUACCGUAAAAAAUAAAAUCAAAAAAAGCAUCUUGUAAUUUUUCGAUAAAAUCAUUUUUUUUGGUAGAAAAUAUCGUUCAUAUUUUUAUAAAAUAAUGAAAUUGUACGUUUUCCUACAUUUUUUCCCACUUAAGUGCUUUUAUUUAAAAAAUGGGGUAUAAAGUCAAAUUUGGACAACUUGAGCUUUUAAAAAAGAUGCUACACAUAAAAAUUGAAGCAAGUUUACUAGGAAAAAACAUAUCCAUAGAUUAGAACAAAGAAGAAGAAAAAAAAUAAACAUCUUAGUAAAACCUAUAGUUCAGCUCCCCCCUCGCUACGCUCGGAAUCUAAAAUAAAAAUGACCAAUGUUAAAAUUUCAAAUAAAUAUAUUUCAUAAUUUUAUAACAUAACUGAUAUUAUGGUUUUAAAAAAACUAGUAGGAAUUAUUGAUUAUAUUCGUAAUUGUGUGAUAUUAUCACUAUUUACUACACAAACUACGUACAAUUAGAUACGUAACAUUCAAUGGCAAAUUAGCAACACUAUAAACUAAUUGAACAGCAAUGCAAUUCCGGUUCGUGUUUUCACAAGUAAAAAGUAUAUCAUAUUAAUCUUCUCCAAUCAUAUAAACAUACUAUACUGUUAUUUAUUUGUUUAUAAUAAUUAACAUCUGCAAGAGGUUAACGUACAGAGUUUCUUGACACUAAUACAUAUAAAUACAAUUUUACAAUACAAUUAUAUAUUUAAACAGAAGUAUUUAAACAGAAAUUAUGUGUUAUACUAUGACUCAAUACAUUUUACUUUUUGAGCACUGGUGAGUACCAGUAGGAUAGUAAAAAAAAAAACACAGAAAGGGGAGGUGAGUCUAUGCAUACAUAUCAGGGGGGAAGACGAGUCUUAGGAAAUAUAGAAACUGUGUAGCGAUAGACGAAUACACCUUCUGUAUUUUGCUCCCCCCCCCCGUAAAAUAGUUCCUGCACCAUAUGAAAGUAUAGGUAUACACAUUGAUUGUUUUUUAUUUGGGGUUAAAUUUAAGGUGGACGUUAAAAAUACAUUUUAAAACGCCAAAAAUCAUUAUGUGUAACAUCUUUUUUUAAAAUAGGAACGAACAAGAAAAAACGCAAAAGAUUUUAUCCGACUUACAACAACAGCACAGUGAAAUAAAACAAAAUAUUAAUCAACAGAAAUCUCGAUUAGAAGAUAUAAAAGUCAAAACGUCUUUGAAACUUACUAAAUACUGGCGCAUUUUGAACGAGCUAAUCGAAGAGUAUUUGCAUACAAUUGAUAAUUUUCAAAAUCAAGUAUCUAAACUCGAGGCGUAUUCUUGUUUCGAGGAAGGAAAACUAAAACUUGUAAUAUCUCUUACCUAAUCUUAUAUAUUAUUUAUAUAAAAUUGGUAUUAUUAAUAAUAACUUUUGUAUAGGCGUCUUCUAUGAUGCAGAAUCAAAUUGAUAAUUUGUCAAACGUUUUAAAAGAUUCACAAAAACAAAUAACCAAAAUUGAAAAUUUACAGAAAUACUUGGCUGCUAAUGAAAAUGAAAGAUUUUGUGAUACAGAUAAAAUUUAA
Cinara cedri is the source of this 4274-nucleotide messenger RNA. NCBI's taxonomy places the organism in Eukaryota, Metazoa, Arthropoda, Insecta, Hemiptera, Aphididae. The record is from the annotation of a GenBank genome assembly.